Molecule: messenger RNA, 1335 nt
Organism: Pelodiscus sinensis (Chinese soft-shelled turtle)
Lineage: Eukaryota; Metazoa; Chordata; Testudines; Trionychidae
Source: RefSeq, a predicted model, not a curated record
CUGCAAACCAAUGCCUGUGUCACCUCAGCUAGGCCUUUGCCCGCGUUCGUGAAGGAGGCUCUGAAGUGUGUUCAUGAGGAUGUUGUGUCCAGGUACUAUGGCUGCGGCCUGGUGAUCCCGGAGUGCUUGGAGACCUGUUGGAUAUUGGAUCUGGGCAGCGGGAGUGGCAGGGACUGCUAUAUGCUGAGUAAACUGGUUGGGGAGAAAGGGCAUGUCACAGGAAUUGACAUGACGGACACUCAGGUAGAGGUGGCAAAGAAGCACAUUGACUAUCAUAUGAAGAAGUUUGGUUACCAGGUGCCUAACGUGGACUUCAUCCACGGCUACAUGGAAAAGCUGGGCGAUGCUGGCCUGAAGGACGAAAGUUACCAUAUAGUUAUCUCCAACUGUGUGAUUAACCUCUCGCCUGAUAAGAGAGCCGUCCUGCAGGAGGCCUAUCGAGUGCUAAAGGUAAUGCCAGCGUGGGCUGCGCCGUGCACAUGCCCAGGGACACUGGCAGACACAAUAGCCCUGCAAUCAAGAGUCACGGGGCCUGCAAGGGCAGCCCCGGCCGAACGGGUGUUCUCCGGCAUACACCGUUGUGACCUGCCUGAGGACAUCAGGAAACACAGGGUCCUCUGGGGCGAGUGCCUGGGAGGAGCCCUGUGGUGGAAGGAUCUCUACAGGAUCGCCGAGGACGUUGGAUUCUGCCCUCCCCGCCUGGUGACUGCCAGCCGCAUAACCAUCAAUAACAAGGAACUGGAGAGCGUGGUGGGUGACUGUCAGUUUGUCUCUGCGACUUUCCGUCUCUUCAAAGUGCCCCUGAAAGGCCCAGCUGAGCCGUGCCAGGUUAUUUACAACGGCGGGAUCACCGGCCAUGAAAAGGAACUGGAGUUGGAUGCCAAUUUCACAUUCAAGGAAGGGGAGGUGGUGGCAGUGGAUGCAGAAACGGCAGCCAUUUUGCGGCACUCCAGGUUUGCAGAGGAGUUCCUGAUCCGGCCUGCUGCCGGGAGGCCGCCGGCGCCGGGGGGCUGUUGUCCCGUGAAAGCAAAGAUGAUGAAUGUCUCCCAGGGCAGAGCCUCCGCUACGGUCAGUCAGCAAGAGCUGAAGUCGGGUGAUUUACUGCCGACCGUCCGGCCUUCCCUCGCUAGGCAGUAUCCUUGUGCCCAGAGGGCGGGUUGCAGCCACCGAAAGAGGAAGUGCCAGGAGAAGAUCCUCGACCCCUUCCAGUUCGUGGGGCGAAGCUGGCUGGCUGCUGCGGCCCCAAAGGCUGCUCCUGAAAAGCUGAGCCCAGCGCGGAGACGGAAGAGUCGGAGCCGCUUUGGUUCCUCGCCGCGGAACCGCAGGUGCAAAUGA